CAGCAAAGCGAAAAGCAAAUUUGAAUUCAAAAUGGGCGGAGAUAAGUUACGCAUGUGUAAUAUAUCACCCCAUAUUUAUCGCCGGUGAAUCCUCAACUCUUAAACUGUCUAUGAUAUCUUAUUUUAAACGUAAAACAACUUUCUAAGCCAGUGAGUUGCCAUUGAAAUUGGCUGAAGCGAGAAAGGAACACGAAGGAAAUUAUGGAUAGAUUCGCCACGCGGAACGUAUUUUGGCCUUAAACAGUGACAAAAAUGGAUAUUUUGAGAAAACGCACGCCAGAGCGCGUUAUUAUAAAUUAACUUCUAAUGUCUUAAGCGUAAAUAUACAUGUAUGGCGUAUGGAGUAGUGUUAACUUUAGUUUAAGGUUUAAAGGACAUUGUGGGAUGUGUUGUACAAGUUUAAAUUAAACAGGUGUGUGAUUUUCAUGUAUAUAAUAAGAAGCUAUUGAGUAGUGACCAGAAAGAUUAUAUGUACAGACAUGCAGCUCCAUCAGUGUAUCUGACAUAUGCAUAGAUAAGUGACCACGGUAAUGAUGCAGCCAUAGAACGACUUGCACGUAAGUGAUGGUCACCAUGAUGAUUCGGACAGUUCUUCUUUUGCUUCUGAUUGGUUGUUGCUAUGGUGACGACAAUGACGUCAUAUCGCACCUCAUACUCCUGGACCAAGUUCCUCCAACUAUUGGCACUAAUGCCACACCUGAAAUUGUCAUCAGAACCAACUUCAGUGGUCAGAUAGAAUUCUUGGAAGCGGAGAAGUUCAAAGUGUUACUAAAUAUAACAGCGCCCUCUAUACAUGACGCGUACGCGGUAACAUCAGAGUUAAUAGAUCACAAAGGGAAAUUACUCCUUCAAGUUUACGAGAAGCCGGGAUCCAGUCCUACCUUCAGUUUGCAAUGGAUAUUUCUUCUGAUAUCGUGUCUGUCUGGUUUUGUGCUGUUUAUGACGGUGCUUUACGUGACCUGGUGGUAUUCUCAGAAGAAACAUCUCGGUAUCUAUGGAGCCCAGGGUUAUCUGUCCAACAGACAUAUGUACAGAUCACGGAACAGUAUGCAGCUUGGAGCAGCAGCUGAGCUCAUGGGUGAUCAGGAUAACGAUGAGACAGAUGGGGAGGAGGAUGGAGAAAGAAGGAAAACGGAAAAGGUACGAAUGUCUAUGAAACCUGAAACCAUUAUAGAGGAGUCUGAGGACAGUUGUGACGAUGAUAGAACAAAUCCUAAACUACGAUUCCAGGUACCUGUCAGUCAUGAUAUUGUGCAGCGAAAGAGGUCACUGAGGUUGGGACAAAGAAGUCAACUAUCCAAUGAAAAUAUUCGUGGGAGUGGCAUAUUAGACUAUCCUGACCAAUCAGGAGAUGAAUUAGAAAAUGACCUUUCCCCUGAACAGAAGGUUGCUGAUGCUGACGGGAGUUACACGCCCUUGGGUGACUUGGAUGAUAUGUGGCACGAUCAUGCCGUGCAGAACUCGCAAAGCACAGCAAAACUUGCUGAUCCUAGAGGAAAUCUAGACUACAAUAUACAAACAAGUAAAUCCGAUGGAGAUCUGUUGGGAGACAACAAGAAACUUUCUGAGAAAGAAAAAGUUAUAAUUCCUCUAAAAGUGGAAAUCCCAAAACAGAAAAGAUCCCCAAAUAAAGGGAUUACAAUACAAAAACGGGCUGAACCAAAUAUAUACCAAAAAGGAUUAAAUGUACGGCCUCAUGAAAAUGAUUUGAGUUCUUCACCUGUUAGGUCAGAUCAAGUCAGAGCCCAAGUUCACACACCAGAGCAGCAUCAAUAUGUAAACAAUAGCUUUGGGCAAUACAUUGAUCUUAAAACUCCAGACCAAUUGUCAAGGUCACGUGUAAGUCGUGAGUCAAACGAUGCGUAUGAACUAUACACAUACCCUGCAGACAUUCCUAUGUCGACAUUCAAAACUACAAAUGCUAGUCCUGUCAAAGAAUCUCCUGUCUAUAAAGUCCCGAAAAAACCAAAACCUGUGUUUCAUAGUGGGUCACCGACAAACUUUGAUUUUAAUAAACUUGACCCAAAAGUAAGUUUAAAUCAACCCAAUGAACCAUAUUCUCCCGGAAAGUUUAGUAUGUUAAGUGAAGGGUCGAGCAGUGACGAUUUCUCGAACAAUGAAGAGGAUCUUGACGACACGGGAGAUUUUCUUCGGUUGGAAGAUUCUGACAUUGAUCUCCCGUCACCUGAUCAUAAUGUAGAUGGUGACCAACUGUCUAAUGCUAGUCUACCUCUGCCAAGUCCUCCGCCGAUGGAGAAUGAAUUUAUGCCAUACGACACUCAUGGACGAAUCUCUCAACUCUCACCUCGGCAAAGCCUUGUGACACCAUUAGAUAGUAAGGAAUACGGAACUGUUAUUGCUCUCACGGGGUCGCCAUCUCCUGGUGGACCAUAUUCAAAGCACAGUGUGGACCGGUUUGUUUUCCCUCCUCCGCCAACCAUGUAUAAUCCCCCGCAACAUGCUGCAUGGGCUAGAAGAGAACUUAACUUUCCAAGUUCCAGAGAAGAAGGCGGUGAUUAUGUUGGCCUACCAAUGAAUCUGAAGGAUCCACCCCAAGGACCGCAAGCCAAGGGUCAAGGAAAUGUCCCGCCGCCACUGGGAUUUCCACCACAGCCACCGCCACCGUAUGGGUAUGUUUUGGCGGACAGACGCGAUGAGGCAAAAAGCCGGGAACGUAAACUGAGCCUGGGUAAACGAGAACGCAAACAAAGUGGCGGAGAUAAAGAACGAGGCCCUAGUGGAGGCGAUAGAGAACGGAACCAAGGUGGUCCAGAUAGAGAACGCAGGCAGAGUGGGCAAGAUAGAGAACGGAAACAAAGUGGUUCUGAACGAGAAAGAAAACAAAGUUCAGGGAGAAAAGGAAAGGCUCCAAAACAUCUUCAUCUCACAAUAUUGACUACAAUGUGUGUGCUGAGUGUGAUGUCAGGGGUCUAUUGUGCUGUAACAUCUGACAGAACGAGGGUUAACAUUGUUGUGUAUGUGCCUGCAGCAUUUCCCUACAAGAAUUCUACAAUCUUUACCGCCCCUGGAAAAGUCGUGAAAGUACAAGACUCAAAAGGAAUGGAAUGGUUUGUGUCUCCAGACCCCAUCCUUCACAAGCCAAACGGUACAUCAAAAUGUUCCAAUAACAGAUGUGCACACACGUGUGAUGACAACACUGGGGAAUGUAUCUGCCGGCAUGGUUACAGCAUGGACAAUGGAAUAUGUAGAGAUAUCAAUGAAUGCCAGACUGGGAUGAUACAGUGCUCUCACUCACAAGCAGGCUGUGUUAAUGUUGAUGGCACAUAUGAAUGUUUAUGUAUGACUAGCAGUAACCUGUACGAGUUUGGGGAUCGUUGCCUUGAUUGCAGAGAUCCAUGCCCUGCUGGGAAGUACGAGAUCCAGCCAUGUAGAGGAGACAGUAAGAAAAUCUGUAAAGAAUGCACCAAGUCUUGUGGAGACAACUUUUACAUGAAAACACCGUGCACAGAAGACAACAACGCUGUUUGCCUCAAGUGUCAGCCGAAAUGUAAUGCAGAUCUGGAGUUUGAGUUUAGCCAGUGUAGUGCAACACAAAAUCGCGAGUGUAAAGCUAAAUUCCGACUGCCUAAACCAGCAAUGUCUUCUAAUGUGAUACUUGAUGACUUGGCUGCACCGAAUGAUGAGGCAAAACCGAUCCCCUAUCAUAAUGGAGUUUACCCGAGUUUCUUACUUGAUCGGGGCCACAAUGGGUUCGGGUCACACUUCUGGAUACAGGUCAGAGUGCUGGAGUUUCCAGCCGUGGUUCUCUUCCAGUCCAUAAACCAUUCAGAAGCAGUGUCCGCGAAAGACUUCACCGGAAAUAGAGAAAUCAUCGAUAAAUACUGUCCUUAUCCCGUUCCAUAUAUGUACAAACUGAAAUAUGUUAAGCAUAAUAAUGUUUACUAUAAAGGAGAUGCAAAUGAGGGUACAGAGGCUUUACAACCAUGUGAAACAGAGAGGGAGAGUUUUCCAGAUGUCACUAAGGCAGCGGAUGAAUCUAUUCUGUGUUCAAAACCUGGAAUCUUCGCUGAUGUCUUCCAAGAUAUCAAACCAGAGGAAUAUAAUGGAACUGAGACUGUAUGGGAAGAAAAGGACAGAUGGUGCCGGGAGCAGCACGAACGAUGUGAAAACUGUUCUCGCAGUUGCAUUCUACAGAUGAAUGCAGGCGGAAGUAGAAAUUGUGGCGUGUCUGCGGAAGAUGAUACAGGAAAGUCCCCGAGAAUCCCAACUUGUGUAUCGUGCUGUACAAGAGAUAACUGUAGUAGGCUCUGCAGAGACUAUCAUAACGAUCGAUGUAAAAUGGUCAAAUGUCAGAAGGGGUCAUUGCUUCAGUUUGAGUUAAGUCCAGUAUACCCGCCAGGAGACGUGUUUUACUGCCAUGUUGAACCUAUUCUUGGACAGAGAUUGUUAGUUAUUGAGUAUGAGGUCAAUCUCCACAAGAACUCAGAGCUGCCGUUUUUUAAAGGAAAGCUUACACUUCAUACAGAUGUCAACUGGCAGAAAACCGGGAAAAUUCAAGGAACGGACAGUAUACUUCAUGCGGAGAUAGACUCACAGCUAAAGGAAAUACCAAACUUUAUAAAAGGAAAAGUUGGUGACAUGCAAGUAAGGGUUGGUAAAUACAGCGUGGACGGGGAAAGCAGGUUCCUAGGAACUGUCACUUCGAACAAUAACAUUUCCAUACAACCUGAUUCACCUUUCGGAAUUAACCCAAAACAAUUUGAGAAAGAAAAAUGUAGUGACAGUACUAUGAAGUGGGAGAAUGUUGUUACAGGCAGAAGUGACGAUAUUUGUAACAUUUCAAAGAACCUUAUCGCCAGUUAUGAGGGAAACUCCACCUACCUGAUUUUUGAUAGGCAAAAGGCUAUUCUUAAAAUCAAGUUGAAUGAGAACAUAUCACUUCUUAAAGCAGUACGCAAGCCAACAAAGGUGUUCAACGAUACAUUGUCAGCCAAUAUGACAAUGAAUGGAACACACUGGAUCAUCGUCAUGGCAGGAGAGGUUGAGGACUGUCCAGGUGUUUUCAGUUUGGAUCUGUCAGAUCCGUACUAUCUGCAGUCACCGCUCUAUCACUUUGAUGUGGGGAUAGAAUGUCCAAGAAAAUUUAGAAUAACUUUUACAGUUCCGACCGGAGACUCCCGUGCAAUGUCCAAGGAUAUGCAGAUACAAAUUCAGGAUACAACAGGGACUUUUAUCCUCAGGAUACAUACAGUCGGAAAUCCAAACGCUUAUGCUUUUAAGACUGUGCACGAGCCUGAGUCAACCACUGCACGAGAGGUAUUGACAACGGAAAAGCCUAGUUACACUGCACCCAUACAUUUCUCUAUUCUGUUUAUUGCGGUAGUGUUUGGAGCAAUAGUUCUUCUUGUGCUUCUGCUCAUCUUUGGAGUAGCAUGGAAACAAGGUAUACCAGAAGGUGACAUUCAGAGAUUCAGGAUACGCCACCUUGUCUUGUUGGUUGUCUACAUCACUUUCCAGUUUAUCUAUGCUCUCUUUGUCUCCAUGUCGGUGUUUGUGAUGAUCGUCAUAGCUGUGAAUGGGGAGACGACGUCAUUUUUGAAGCAAUACAAUCAGCAAAGAUCUGUAACAACGGCAUUAAGUCAGUUAGAACUAGAUUCUAUGGAGUUGCACCUGAGGACAGAAAUGGCGCGACAGAAUGCCGAGGCAUCAACCCGGAAAGCAGACUGUCAUUCUACCAUACAGUCAGUGAUUGCUGAUGUUGAAAAGUUACAGAAGUCAAUAGAGACAGCAGCCAUCAAUAAGGUACAGAGACAGAGCAUCAAGAAACUUGUAACAGAACACACUGAAGCAACAUUUGAUGCAUUUUCUAGAGAUAUACAAAAAUUCAGGGAUCGAUACCGGAAGUAUGAGCAGUACGUGCUAGACAAACUGCGAUCUGAAACGGAGAGUACAUUACAGAGUAUACAGCGGUCCAAAUGGCUGCGUGGUGCACAAUACCUUUACCAGAUAGUAGCAAUCAACAAAAAACUCAUGAAUCCAGGCUCAGACAUGGUGUCGUUUAUGACAUGGGUCAAUAUGGACACGGAUAUGAAAAAUUUAUUAAAAGGUUUAACGCUCUCUUUACCUGACUUGCCAGACUUAAGGAGAAGUCAGUUUAUAGAAGCUUCUGAUAGGCAGGCAAGGACAGCAACUCUGACUCACAAAACACCAUUAUCAUCUCAAACUAUGAAUAAAUGGUUUGUACAGCCGGACUUGCAUACCAAGAAGGUGAACUCAACACGGACUAACCCGGAGGAGAGCACAAAGAAAGUAUCCACGUUGGAUCCCGGAAGUUACGCCAUCUUCCUUGUGUUCAUGGUGAUCAUCGAUAUAUUCUGGAUGCUACACCGUAUGAUAAAAGCUUGUGGGAUUGGACAACUUCUGUUGUACGGCUACCCGGUAUAUGUGGAUGUACGGGAGAAGAAAGGUUCUAUUCAACACUACGAGGAGGGUCCAAAUAAUGUAGAAGUUAAGAAGAGCAACAAAAAGUCCUUCACGAGCAAGUUCAAUACUAUUUUGAACAAGGUAUUGUCAACAUUAUUUAUACCAAAAUUGAUUGGAACGCUUUUUGUUUGUCUGAUGGUCUAUUUUGUGUCACUGUGUGCAUACAAGUUUAUAAACAGAGAAACAUUCAGUUACUUGGGUUACCAUAAUGACAUGGAGGAUAUCAUGCGAAUAAAUGAAGAUGUUAUGAAUCGGCGAUUAAAAUCACAUGCUGAACGUAUAAAUGGUCUCGAGUACAAGAUGUAUGAAAAUGCAAUGAACAUAAAUAUUCAGAACCAUCAGUAUGUUUUAAACCUUGUUGAAACUCAAUGGAAAGCUAUAGAACAGUCUCAUACAAAUGCUUAUUGCACAUACCUGCAAAGGAUAAAUGUGACAGCUAGUUGCCAUGGUGAUACAGGGGAGGGUACUUUGACAGAAGUGAGACCAGACAGGUGCUCCUUUCCGCCAGUGUUGCCAACUUUGUACACAAGAAAUGUGACGUCAUCAUCAAAAAUCGCCGGCAUGCAGUUGGAUGGCUUUUUACUUAAUAUUCGUAAACUGAUUAACGACACGUGUUACAUCAUUGUAAUUUAUUUAUCUGCUAUCGUUAUAAAGGAACUGCUUGGUACUGUACUGUGGAUUUAUAUCAAAAGAUCCGGUUUUGUAAGUUUGCGAAUCAUCUAUGAGACAGACGAAGCUCCUGGGUCAGCAGACAGUUCCACAACAAACAAAUGAUGCCCCGAUUGAGACAAAUACAGAUAUGAUAGGAUCAUACUUAAGCGACGCAGUUGAAAGACUGCAACAAAUACAGUUCUUUUUGCACUGAACAAAGUUUUAUUUAAAUACUCGUGUUCAAGUACAGUAUGAUUGAGCACAGGUCGAGGGCUUCGUGAGAAUGAAUCGGUUAUUAUAGUGUUGGGGAUAAAAGUGUUAAAAUAGAGAUAAUCAUCAAUCUAUUGUAUAAUUAUAUUGAAUAAAACUUUGAUUGCAAUGAAGUAACAGUUUAAAACAGCAUAGCUUUCACUAUUUGACGGCUUUGUUGAAAUAGACUAUAGGUGUUUAUUAUAAUUCAGUUCAAGCAAAUCAGAUUGCAUGGGUCGUAUUUUAGAAAUAGACCCCAAGUGUUUUUUAGAAAUAAACUAGUUAUAGUUAAGAUUACAAAGCUUCCAUAAAUUGUUCGUAUGGCAGAAAUGGACUAUAAGUGUUUUUGUAUUUACUUCAUGUAUAAAGGACGAGUUAAUACGACUACAAAGGUGCCAAUGUUGAAACGUAUUAGAUGUAUGCAGUAUAAACUAUUAUUACUAUGAAGUACGAGUAAUAUUGCAAAGUUCUACUGUGAGAUCGUAUCAGCUGUUUAAGUGUUGAGUUGAUUAGAAGAUAUGAUGUUUAUUUUGAUUAUAUGCAAUCUUGUCAGGUUGUUAUUUUAUUUCUCCAUUUUUAUGUAUGGCGACAUACAACAGUAUAUUUCACUCAAAUAUUUAUUAAACUAUUUGCAUGGUACACUGGUUUGGAUACUGUGCUGCCUCAUUAUGUGUGAUUUAUGUUAGUGGACUUCUCUAUAUCCAGUUCCAGCCUCUUUCAGCAUUUUCGGAAUGCCAUGUGCAACAUUCACCAAUUAGGUCCGACAAAUGCCGAAUUGCCUUUUUCUUCUUAUUUUUUUAGAAGUUCAGUUGUGAUUAAAAUGUGCAUAAACUACCGACAAUAAAUUUUGGUGAAAGUAAGAACAAGUUAUAAAAAUAAAUUUAAAAUGGGAAAUAAUCUCAUUUUUAAACAAGAGAAAAUCUCUAGCAGGCGAACUACUACAAAGGAGAUCGCAAGUAUCCCAUUUGGUGGGAGUUUUUCAAAACGCUUAUUGUCAUAUUUAGAAUAGAAACAACACAAAAUUAAAGACUAAGAAUACUUACCAUUGAUACAUUGAAUUUUAAAACUGUCAUUAACACCCGCAAUUCUUAAGAUGCGAGAAAACCUCCAAUGGGACCACCCACGGCAAUAUCCCAAUGGGAAAUAAAUAAUCUCCCAUGGGAAGACAGACUAUUAAAUCGUCAAAGGAAUUCAUAUUUUUUUUGAUAUUUGAAAAAGGAAAAAGUGCAAUUCUUUAUUGAUACAUGUCCAAAAAAAAUUAAAGAAAUGUCAAAAACAAAUUGAGGCUAAGUUUUGAGAAAAUUUCGGAUUUGCAAACUAAAUCCAGAGACAGUUUUUACGAGUGUACAUAAGUAAAGUGCCAUUACGGUAUCGACUCACUGUUUAAACCCAUUUUACUAGUUUAGACACCAGCGGUAAAAGAGUGUGUUGUUAUGUGGUCUGAAUUAUAACAUAAAUAUUACGAACAUAACAUUUGUUAAAAGUACUGCAUAACAUAGUAGACCUGCUGUAUUCUUUUUAUCGCGUAUUAGAUUUAGAUAUUGUAUAAACUAAGGUAUUAAUUUGAAACAUUUGGUGCAUUUUGGUUAGAUAUACAAAGGUCUUUUUGUAAUAUAUGUACAUGUUUUAUUAUGCUUUAACAUUUAAACAUUUUUUGAUCGUUUUUGUGUUUGAAUUUGUUUUCAUAAUAAUUAUAACACAUAUUGUUAUUAUAUGUAUUUUUGUUUUUAACUGGACAAUUGUUCAGUCAAUGAAAACAUGAUUUUAUUACACUGACAAUGUCUAAUACUAGUAAUUUAAUAAAUCUGUUUUAAGCAAAGAAA
This is a messenger RNA of Mercenaria mercenaria, 9167 nucleotides long. RefSeq lists its product as uncharacterized. Lineage: Eukaryota; Metazoa; Mollusca; Bivalvia; Venerida; Veneridae. The coding region runs from base 565 to 7218 and encodes 2217 amino acids. Gene Ontology annotation, molecular function: protein binding; calcium ion binding. The transcript is spliced from 38 exons. The record is from RefSeq and is a predicted model, not a curated record.